Aspergillus calidoustus is the source of this 849-nucleotide messenger RNA. Lineage: Eukaryota; Fungi; Ascomycota; Eurotiomycetes; Eurotiales; Aspergillaceae. The record is from the annotation of a GenBank genome assembly.
AUGGACUUCAAUCUGGCAAACAACCGCGCCUACCCCCUCGCCCGCACCACCGCGGCAUCUACCCGCCUAAACUACCAAUUCUACCUGUGGAAAGACUCCCUCGGCUUCAACCUGCAUCCAACCAUCGCCGCCUCCCUCGAAACCCAAACACAAAGCCCACUAUGUAUCGCCGAUAUCUGCACCGGAACCGCGAUCUGGCUCCUCGACCUCCUCCCCUCCCUGCCCCCUACUGCAACACUCGAGGGCCUCGACAUGAGCCUAUCCCUCACCCCACCAGCCCCCUGGCUCCCCGCAAACCUCACUCUCCGCGAAUGGAAUCUCAAUGACGACAUCCCUGAAGACCUACUAGAGAAAUACGACGUCAUCCACCUCCGCCUCCUGGUCCUCGUCGUGCAGAAUAGCGAUCCCUGCCCGAUAAUCCGAAAGGUUACGCGGAUGCUCAAACCAGGGGGCUGGAUCCAGUGGGACGACUACAACUACCAGGGUACACACGUGGUCAAAGUGGAUGAAGGUCUGGAAACACCCGCGCUCGAUCGCCUCUGCGCAUUCUUGUACGCAAGCGGGCGACAGGAUUGGGUCGUCGAGCUUCCGGGGAUUCUGGAAGCGGAGGGGUUAUUCGAGCACACGCAGAUCUUCCAUUAUCGGCCAAGACGGGAGAUGGCUAGGACAAAUGGGGAGUUGCAUCUUGCGACGAUUGAGGAGUUUGCGAGGAGGUUGGGGGAGGAUGGGAAAGGGAGCGAAGGGGAGGAGUUGCUGGGGCUUGUCAGACAGGGUGCAGAGGAGGUUGAGCUGGGGGCUGCCAUGUCGACGCCGAGGGCUGUUACUAUUGGGCGGAAGUUAAGGGUGUGA